GGAAAUAUAUAUAUUGUGAAUUUGAUAGAGACCACUUACUUUCAAAGUACACUCAAGAGAAAAUGGGAGUCCGAACCGUAUUGCUUGUAAUCUGCCUCGGGGCAGCCAUGGCUGUACCAGCCACCGAUAGGAUCGUAGGUGGCCAGAUUACAACGGUGACGUCAUAUCCGGAAAUAGCUUCUCUGGCACGCCGUUACCUCUUGCUGUUUUACCUUCAUUCAUGUGGUGGCACCAUAUUGACUACUAAAUCUAUUAUGACGGCUGCUCAUUGCGUUUAUGGAGACCAACCAGCGGACUGGCGGAUUCGCGUCGGUUCCACGUACUCAAACAGCGGUGGCUCUGUAUAUAAUAUUGAGUCGAUUACCAUCCAUCCGACGUACGAUAGGCCCACGUUUAACAACGACGUGGCGAUCAUGCGGACCCAGGGUUACAUAACCUACGGGAAUUUGGUGCAGCCUGGCUCCAUAGCGGGCGCCAACUUUGCCGUCGCCGACAACAGCACAGUCGUUGCAGCUGGCUGGGGAUCUACUACCAACGGAGGUGCUGUAGUGAGCCAACUUCGUCACGUGGCAUUGAGGACGGUGAAUCAAAUGGUUUGCGCGUUGAGGUACAACAGCAUCGAGAAGAUGGUCAAUGAGAACAUGCUGUGCGCUGGCUGGUUGAACGUAGGGGGUAAAGACACCUGCCAGGGCGAUUCUGGAGGUCCCCUGUACUAUGGCAGGGUGGUAGUGGGAAUAACAUCGUGGGGGGCCCAGUGCGCGGCGCCUGAGUUUCCUGGGGUGUACACUCGCGUUCCGCGUUUCACAUCUUGGGUUCAAGCCAACGCUUAAAUAUGUCUAAAAAUGUGUUUGAUGGGUGAAAUAAAAAUAAGUUUAAAUGAAAUAAGAGUA
Molecule: messenger RNA, 890 nt
Organism: Manduca sexta (tobacco hornworm)
Lineage: Eukaryota; Metazoa; Arthropoda; Insecta; Lepidoptera; Sphingidae
Product: trypsin, alkaline C-like
Exons: 4
Coding region: 63-830 (255 amino acids)
Biological process (GO): proteolysis
Molecular function (GO): serine-type endopeptidase activity
Source: RefSeq, a predicted model, not a curated record